AUGAAGCCUAACCCCUUCGUGUCCUUCCUCGCAACCACCGCCAUCUUCGUGACCGAGACCAUGGCCACCGCCGCAGUGAACUCGGCCCCGGCCGCCACCGCCACGCUCCAGAGCCUCGCGAGCGAGAGGGUCGAGACCACGCUCUCGAUCCCCGCCAUCACCAUGGACGAUUACCUUGGUCUGAACGCGGCCCUGUACGAAUGGGCGGACAGCUACGACUCCAAGGACUGGGACCGUCUGCGCAAGUGCAUCGCCCCAACUCUUCGUAUCGACUACCGCUCCUUCCUCGACAAGAUAUGGGAGGCCAUGCCCUCGGAAGACUUCAUCGCCAUGAUCUCGGACAACUCGGUGCUCGGGGACCCCACGCUACGCACGCAGCACUUUGUCGGCGCGUCCCGCUGGGAGCGCGUGUCCGCCGACGAGGUCAUCGGCCACCACCAGCUCCGCGUGCCCCACCAGCGCUACGACAAGGACCCGACCCCGGGCGCGGCCGCCCCGGCGAGGCCCCGCCCGCGUCACCCUCAAGGGCCACGCCCACUCCGCCAACACCCACUGGUACAAAAGGUCAACGGCACCUGGAAGUUUGCCGGUCUGCGCCCGGACAUUCGCUGGUCCGAGUACGACUUUGACCAAAUCUUUGCCGGUGGCAGGGAGAACUUUGGAGAUGCCCAAUAA
Messenger RNA from Parascedosporium putredinis, 675 nucleotides. The record is from the annotation of a GenBank genome assembly. NCBI's taxonomy places the organism in Eukaryota, Fungi, Ascomycota, Sordariomycetes, Microascales, Microascaceae.